UGCUGAACUUUGUUCCGCGGAUUGGGUGGCUUUUAAUAUUAAUGAUGAUAUAGAACCUAAAAGUGAUGAAAAAGCUUACCUAAUCAAAUCUAUUUUCAAAAAUGACUUUUAUCUUGUACUUGUUACGGAUCUACGGCGUCUUUGGUUUGAAGAAUUAAGAGGCAUGGAAAUAAUUGCACGCGCAAAAGAGAUAGAAACAGGUUUAGAUAUUACGGAUGAACUUCAAUUACCAAAUUUGUUAACACUGCUCUCUGAACUUUUGAAAGUUCAAAGAGAGGAUUCAGCCUAUGAUUUCAAUUUAAGAACAUCAAUAAAUCUCGGGUUGGCAUCUCUUCGAUGGUUGUUUUCAUGUGAAAUGAUAUCAUUAUCACGAGAAACCGAAAAUAUGAAGAUUAAUGCUCUCGAUGAACAAUCAGUCCUUUAUCAACAUUUUAUACUACCUAUGAUGCAUAUUGCGUUAGAAUAUAGAGAGCAAGUAAACCUCUUAAAAACUAUGAUCAAGGAUAAAGAAAAUGAAGUGGCUGAAAUGCUAGAAUUAUUAAAUAAAGCAAAAUUAUCUGAUUAUGAUAGAA
Messenger RNA from Racocetra persica, 572 nucleotides. The record is from the annotation of a GenBank genome assembly. NCBI's taxonomy places the organism in Eukaryota, Fungi, Glomeromycota, Glomeromycetes, Diversisporales, Gigasporaceae.